This is a messenger RNA of Branchiostoma belcheri (Belcher's lancelet), 2631 nucleotides long. RefSeq names its product kyphoscoliosis peptidase-like. The record is from RefSeq and is a predicted model, not a curated record. The transcript has 3 exons. Bases 152 to 2578 code for a protein of 808 amino acids. NCBI's taxonomy places the organism in Eukaryota, Metazoa, Chordata, Leptocardii, Amphioxiformes, Branchiostomatidae.
GCUUGACAGAAAUGCUUCCUGGUCGUUGUCACGACGUGUUUCUUCGGUUGUGAGUAAAAGUGUGCAAAACUCACUGGCGACCACGGGUUUUUAUUGGAUCGUAGUGUGUUUCUGUUGUAAAGAAGAACUGUCUGGUAAACGUACGGUCAACAUGGGGUCGUCUUGUUCUUCUACCACGUCGGCUGUGGUCGUCAAAACAGCGAGAGUUGCACCCACAACGAAACGACCACCAGUAACAGAAGAACCAAAACCAGAAAUUCUUGAAAGGGGUGGCCAACAUGGAACGACACCAAAGACAAAGGACACAGGCAAGGACGAUGUUUCCAUUGCAAGCAUUCAGUCACAGGUGUCACAUUUAGAUCGGACACAAGAUACCAGCACCAGUGCUGACACCUUGGUGCAAUAUGAAAAGCGGCCGCAAGAUGGGGUACAUGUACAACAGAAUAACAGGUGGUCGAGCAUUUCCGGUGCUAACAGUCAAGACUCAAUAGAAAGUCUCUGCAAACCGGAAAAUUCUGACAGGACUUCAACACCCAAGAAUACAAGGACACAUGUGAAAGAGACAGGGUCACAAACAAAGAAACUGCGACUGUCAGAUCAAAGUAAAGCUAUACAGAACGAAGGGAGCAAAAAUAACACUAUUGAAGCAAAGAAACCGAACAGCACAACUGCAAGCACCACACAAUUAUCUAGACCUGCAGAUAGGGGAUCUUUUGACAAAAGUGUCGACAAAUUGAAUGGUGACAGUGCUGUGGACAUUGAGGCCAUACAAAACUCUAGAGCAUUUCAGAACCAGGCUACAGGAAGUUGUGAGAAACUAGACAAGGAAAAACCGAAUAUGAAAGAAAUUAAGAUGUCAGCAAAUAACACAGGUAUGAAGAGCGAUGAAGAGACUGGCACUGACGAUAAGAAAGGAAUCAAUUCCGUACCAUCUAAGAUGGUGGAACAGCCAGAGAUCACAAGACGUCUGAAGAAGACGGAGCUCAUCCCAGACUUGUCUGUCUUCAAGGAGCUAGACGACUAUGCCAAGCAGACCCCUGAGCACGCAGAAUCCUCUAUGCGCUCGCUCGUGGACUAUCUGAUUCGUCCGACCAAAUCGCCACUGGAGAGAAUACGUGUCCUUUUCAUGUGGAUGGCUACACACGUUAAAUAUGACGUCAGCGGCUACGUCACUGGUACAACAUACGGGGAUUCGUCACCAGAAGCCGUGUUCAGGACCAGGACGGCUGUUUGUCAGGGCUACGCUGACCUGUUUACUGAGCUGUGCAGGUUGGCUGACAUCCCAUGCAAGACCAUCUCCGGCAAAGCCAAAGGAAUCAACUACGUGGUCGGCGCCAAAUUCCGGGAAGCCAGUAACCAUGCCUGGAACGCCGUGCAAAUUAACGGUUUUUGGUACCUCCUAGACUGUACAUGGGCUGCCGGUCACUCGGACAUAAGUUCAAAGACAUUCGUAUUCAGCUACACGGAACACUACUUCUUAACAGAUCCAGAGUUGCUUGUAGCUGACCACCUCCCUUUAGAUGAUUCUUGGCAGCUCCUGGAAGACCCUGUCUCGGUAGAGAUGUUUGAGUCAUGGGUUCUUCUGAAACCUGCUUUCUUUGACCUUGGUCUGCGCAUGUCUGACCUCAGCCACUCAAAAGCGCGCGUGCCAACCAAAUCCGGUUCAGCCACUAUAAAGCUAAGUCUCCACGAACCCAUGUCGUUUGUGGUGCAUUUUAAAUCGUUUGAUGGGAAGAAGAAACCUACGGAAAUCAAGAACUGUGUCCUGCACGAGAUUGUCGACAUGGAGGCGCGCUUUCGCGUCGUUCCGCCAACAGAAGGCAAAUUCCGGUUGACCAUCUUCGCCAAGAAAGGAACGUCAUCCGGAAGCCACGAAUUUCUUCUCGAGUAUCUGAUACAGUGCAAGAUACCCAAAGCAACAAGUGCACCCUUCCCAUCACGCAACGGGAGGACAAUAUGGGGGCCGGGUCACUUCCUUCUCGAUGGCGUCAUUUCUGGUACAAGUCAUCCGGAAGCCAUAGUCGACGUUCCCGAAGGUGACGUCAAAAUUCAAUUUGAGUUUGAAAGCAGGAUGCAUUUCAUGUGCCAUUUUGGGGAAGACUCUCGAUGGAAUGAGUACGUCUUUACCGAACCCGAGGACGCAUGCGCGACAUUUUACCUCAGAUGCCCUGAACCGGGCAUGCACAGUCUGACAAUAUGGGCCAAAGAAGACAUCGGGUCUACAGACGGGUCUUACCACAAACAUUGCUCUUACAUCAUUCGCUGUAAAAAGAGUAAACCGAAAUGUCUGCCCUAUCCAAAAACGUUUAAAACCUGGACGUCUGGCUGCAAGGUGUUUCGACCCCAAAACGGGCAUCUUGCCUCAAAUCGGGCCGUCCUGUUUCGGGUCAGGUGGCCCAAGGUCGUUGAUGUGGCCGUGGUGGCUGAUGGGAAAUGGUCCCACUUGGUACAGGGUAGUGAUGACUGCUGGGAGGGUAAUGCAACCACUGGUGCUCGGGGUACAUCCCUGCACGUGGUGGGCAAAAGAGACCCAAAUGUAAACUCUUACGAAUGGUUACUUGAUUAUAAAGUUAUAUAGCUUAAUUUUUAUAUUCCUAUUUCUCCUUCUAAUCCAUAUUCUAUGCAUCAUUU